AUGGCUUUUCGGCAAAAUCACCUCAAAAUUCACUCAUUUUUGUUAACCAACGUUACCCUAUCGCAGGGUUCCAUUACCCCCAUGAAAAUGGGCCUCACCUUUUAUGACCUUAUUCCCUCCAAGUAUUUUGCUCUCUUUGGUACACAGAUGAUCAGCACAGAAUAUGUGAUCUCUAUAUACAAGAAUCAAAUCGCUCAUAAGAUGACCCACACCACGGUACACAAAUGCUUACUUCAAUAUGAUUUUUCACCAAUAGUGACAGUCUCGACCGACGUAGAAAUGCGGAGUGAAGUCCAAGAUACAGUAAUGCAACUUUCAUGUAAUUUAGCAAACUGUGAUGGUGUGCGGGUCGGGCAAACAUUCGGUUCAAUCUGGGCCUAA
Molecule: messenger RNA, 381 nt
Organism: Phycomyces blakesleeanus NRRL 1555(-)
Lineage: Eukaryota; Fungi; Mucoromycota; Mucoromycetes; Mucorales; Phycomycetaceae
Exons: 2
Coding region: 1-381 (126 amino acids)
Source: RefSeq, a predicted model, not a curated record